ACCGAUCGUCACCUUUCUUCAGUCCUAACUUCACUCCUUUGCUUUCAUUUUCUUUCUUCUUGUUCUCCUUUCACACUGCCUCUGCGAGCGCGUCAUGCGCAGUCUCUCCAAUGACUGAGCUUUACCCUUCAUUGGCCCAGUGCGCCAUCGUCGCGACAGCCUUCAAGAUUCUUCUUUUCCCCGCAUACAAAUCUACGGACUUCGAAGUGCAUCGGAACUGGCUUGCGAUCACACAUUCGUUGCCCGUUCAGGAAUGGUACUACGAGAAAACGUCGGAAUGGACCCUCGAUUAUCCUCCCUUCUUCGCAGCCUUCGAAUGGCUUCUUUCACAAGCAGCUCCCUAUGUGGACCCUGCAAUGCUGGUGGUCAAGAAUCUCAACCAUGAUUCGUGGCAGACGGUAUACUACCAGAGAGCUACGGUGAUUGUCACUGAACUUGUCCUUCUGUUCGCGCUCAGCAGAUUCGUCAAGUCCGUGCCUGAGCAGAACAGACAUCUCGCGCAUAUCGCCAGCCUGUCCAUCCUCUUGUCUCCCGGGCUGCUCAUUAUUGAUCACAUUCAUUUCCAAUAUAACGGCUUUCUCUACGGUCUUUUAAUCCUGUCGAUUGUUCUAGCCCGAAAGCAGUCAACGUUGCUCUACAGCGGCAUCACUUUUGCUGCACUGCUGUGCUUCAAGCACAUUUACCUAUAUCUUUCCCUCGCCUACUUCGUCUACUUGCUGAGAGCCUAUUGUUUGGACCCCAAAUCGGUCUUCCGGCCUCAAAUUCUUAACACGAUCAAGCUGGGAAUUUGUGUUGUGGGUAUCUUCGCUUUGGCAUUUGGCCCAUUCGCUUCUUGGGGCCAAUUACUCCAACUGAAAGACAGACUCUUUCCGUUCUCGAGAGGGCUAUGCCAUGCCUACUGGGCGCCAAACGUCUGGGCAAUGUACUCGUUUGCUGAUCGCGCUCUAAUUCCACUUGCUCCUCGCCUGGGGCUCCCAGUCAAUCAGGAAGCUCUGACCAGUGUUACGCGCGGCCUCGUUGGCGACACUUCAUUUGCGAUUCUUCCAGAGGUGACCAAGGAGCAUACAUUCGCGCUCACAUUUCUCUUCCAAUUGCUGCCAUUGAUCAAGCUCUGGCGUCGGCCAGAUUGGGAGACCUUCGUCGGCGCCGUUACUCUGUGCGGCUACGCAUCCUUUCUCUUCGGCUGGCACGUCCACGAAAAAGCCGUUCUCCUCAUCAUUAUCCCCUUCAGUCUGAUCGCGCUCAAAGACCGGCGGUAUUUCAGUGCAUUCCGGCCGCUCGCGGUAGCCGGCCAUGUUUCUCUGUUCCCGCUGCUCUUCACUGCCGCCGAAUUCCCGUUCAAGACGGUCUACACCGUGUUUUGGCUGAUCCUGUUCCUCUUCGCCUUUGACCAGGUGGCACCGGUGCCGGAGCGACGUCGCGUCUUCUAUGCCGACCGCUUCUCGUUGCUGUACCUGACGGUGGCCAUCCCGCUCAUCAUCUACUGUUCCGUGGGACAUCAGCUCAUCUUCGGGCUGGGACGCUAUGAGUUCCUCCCGUUGAUGUUCAUCAGCAGUUAUUCCGCUCUGGGAGUGGUUGGUAGCUGGGUCGGGUUUCUGGUGGUCUAUUUCACGGCAUAGAUAGAAACGAAGGCCGGGCUCGGAUCUAUGUCCUUGCGAAGUUGCAGUAUUCACCACAAUCCCAC
Messenger RNA from Aspergillus brunneoviolaceus CBS 621.78, 1684 nucleotides. RefSeq names its product dolichyl-P-Glc:Glc1Man(9)GlcNAc(2)-PP-dolichol alpha-1,3-glucosyltransferase ALG8. Lineage: Eukaryota; Fungi; Ascomycota; Eurotiomycetes; Eurotiales; Aspergillaceae. The transcript has 6 exons. Gene Ontology annotation, cellular component: endoplasmic reticulum membrane. Gene Ontology annotation, molecular function: dolichyl pyrophosphate Glc1Man9GlcNAc2 alpha-1,3-glucosyltransferase activity. Gene Ontology annotation, biological process: protein N-linked glycosylation. The record is from RefSeq and is a predicted model, not a curated record. The coding region runs from base 111 to 1619 and encodes 502 amino acids.